Candidula unifasciata is the source of this 654-nucleotide messenger RNA. The record is from the annotation of a GenBank genome assembly. NCBI's taxonomy places the organism in Eukaryota, Metazoa, Mollusca, Gastropoda, Stylommatophora, Geomitridae.
AUGUUAACAUCACCACUCACAAGUCAGUCCCUUUCAAUGUUAACAUCACCACUCACAAGUCAGUGCCUUUCAAUGUUAACAUCACCACUCACAAGUCAGUGCCUUUCAAUGUUAACAUCACCACUCACAAGUCAGUGCCUUUCAAUGUUAACAUCACCACUCACAAGUCAGUCCCUUUCAAUGUUAACAUCACCACUCACAAGUCAGUGCCUUUCAAUGUUAACAUCACCACUCACAAGUCAGUCCCUUUCAAUGUUAACAUCACCACUCACAAGUCAGUCCCUUUCAAUGUUAACAUCACCACUCACAAGUCAGUGCCUUUCAAUGUUAACAUCACCACUCACAAGUCAGUGCCUUUCAAUGUUAACAUCACCACUCACAAGUCAGUCCCUUUCAAUGUUAACAUCACCACUCACAAGUCAGUGCCUUUCAAUGUUAACAUCACCACUCACAAGUCAGUCCCUUUCAAUGUUAACAUCACCACUCACAAGUCAGUCCCUUUCAAUGUUAACAUCACCACUCACAAGUCAGUCCCUUUCAAUGUUAACAUCACCACUCACAAGUCAGUGCCUUUCAAUGUUAACAUCACCACUCACAAGUCAGAUUCCUAUCUCAUUUGCUGUUACACAGUCAUCCCUCAUCCACUGUUUAUAA